Messenger RNA from Micropterus salmoides (largemouth bass), 3580 nucleotides. RefSeq names its product growth arrest-specific 8 (gene drc4). The transcript has 11 exons. Gene Ontology annotation, cellular component: motile cilium; microtubule; Golgi apparatus. Gene Ontology annotation, molecular function: small GTPase binding; microtubule binding. NCBI's taxonomy places the organism in Eukaryota, Metazoa, Chordata, Actinopteri, Centrarchiformes, Centrarchidae. Bases 522 to 1931 code for a protein of 469 amino acids. Gene Ontology annotation, biological process: flagellated sperm motility. The record is from RefSeq and is a predicted model, not a curated record.
UACUGUAUAUCAUAUUAUAAUAUAUAUAUAAUAGUUCUUAAUGCAUUGAAGUUGGAGUUGAACUCCUCAUGCUCCAACAGUAGUUUAAAUAAAAUGAACAACAGCCCAAAUCCCUUUUGGAUCUCCAUUCCUCUACACAUAUUUUCUACUAAAUAUAUAUGUUUUUUCACACUAGUGUGAUGUAAAAGUGUUGAGCUGAAUUGUUACUAUAACUGUUAUAAAUAUAGUGUCAAAAAAGUAUAUUUAAAUAUAAAUAAAUAAUAAAUAGUUCCCCCUGACAUCCAUAAAAUAGCUCAUGGAAACCUCAAAAUUGUACUUGUAUAUAAACUUGGGUAGUGCUACAGCUCGCGCCCUCCUCGAGGUGCAGAAAUGCGCGUGCUCGUGUUGCUAUGGCAACGUGUGUUUGAGACAGGCAGCAGGACUGAAGUGGUGGACUCCUCUGGUUCAAGUGCUGCUGACCAGGCUCCUCAAAACGACCGAAACAUUGCCUGCGUCUCUGUGCUAUUUAAGCAGCAUACACGAUGCCACCUAAAAACAAAGGCACAAGUAAAAAGCCUGCAAAGGUGAGGACGCCCACGCUGAUAGAUGGCCUCACCAAGGAGGAGAUGUCCAAGGAGCAGCUGGAGGAGCACAUUGCACGCCUUCGAGAGGAGCUGGAUAGAGAGAGGGAGGAGAGAAACUACUUUCAGCUGGAGAGGGACAAGAUCCACACCUUUUGGGAGAUCACAGAACGACAACUAGAGGAGGUCAAGGCUGAACGGAAAAACUUAGAUAAGGACAUAGAAGAGGAUGAGGGGCGCCACCAAAUUGAGAUCAAGGUGUAUAAGCAGAAGAUGAAGCACCUCCUUUGUGAACAUCAGAACACAAUCUCUGAGUUGAAAGCAGAUGGUUUAGUAUCUAGGGAGAUGAUGCAGAAAGAGCAAGAACACUUGGAGACUGAGCUUCAUAAAGAAAUGACAGCCAUCAUGGUAGACAUGCAGGAGCUCGACAAUGAAAACCUUGUCAAGGAGCUUGAACUGAAACAUAAUGAAGAAAUGACUAAAACAAGGAACAGCUGGGAGAAGCAACUCACAGAUAUUCAAGCAAAGUAUGAGAAAAAGAUGGAGUUUUUACCCCAAGAGCUGGACAACAUGAGGAAAAAUGAGCUCAGUGAGCACGAGGAUCAUUGGAACAGCCACAUCACCGCUCUUAUAGAAGACCACAACAAAGCUUUCAGUGAUGCUAAUGCACUUGUUAACCACAUGCAGCAGGAUUUGGAUAUGAACGAGUCACUCAAGACACAAAUUAAAGACACCAAGGCGAAACAGAAGGAAAAGGAAAAGGACCUGGUACCUGUUUUGCAGGAUAACAAACAUCUCGCUAAGCUUCUCUCGAAAGCCGAAGAGGAAAACGCUGAAAAUCAGAAAAAAAUUAAAAACUGCACGACAAAAAGGGAUUCCAAUCAAAAGGUCAAAGAAAAGGAGCUGAAUGAUCUGAAAUGGGAUCAUGAGGUGAUGGAACAGAAAUUCAGCAAGCUUCAGCUGGAACGAGACGAGUUGUACAAGGCGUUCACUCAGAAUAUUCACAAGUUGCAGCAUAAAGCAGGUUUGAAGGGUGUGCUGCUUGAAAGGAAACUGAAAGCUCUGAUAGACAGCCUGGAGAAGACACAAGCUCAGCUCGACUCGGUGCUUUCUGCCUCAAACAUGGACCAAACUGCCCUCGUUGGGGUCACUAAGAAAAUUGAGGAAAAUCUUGACUCCAGUAAUAAUUCCAUCAAGAACUUGCAGUAUAAAAAAGCUCAGGUUUCCAAGGCCCGUACAGAUUUGCUGCUGACCUACGAAGCAAAGCAAAGGGCUCUUGGUGUCCCUCUGGAGGAGCGUUGUGUAAAGCCCUUUGAGAGCAGUAUUGCUUCGAGAGGCCUAGAACAAGGGUUGGGUUUUUCCCUAAAAUGAGAAGCAACGAACCCAAAGACUGAAACAUUUACAGCAAAUCUCACUUUCUUUGCAUCUGAUCUCACUACAAUUUGACAUGUUUCUCAUACUUUCCUAUGAUAUAAAUGUUGAUGUUCAGUGACACAAAAAGAAAUAUUGUUUUCUCCUUCUCAUAAUGAUGACUUGGUAUCUUGAGAAAACAAUGGUCGGGGAGUUUAGAGUUAAAGGUCCAUCAUGCCCUUGAUUCACGCUUCUUUCCAAAGGCAGAGAUAAGUAAUUACAGGCACAGAUGUUAACAAAAAAGGCUUAAGUAUUUUCAGGGCUGACCAACAAACUGUGUAACAGAUCAAAAGGUUGUGAUGUCUUAAUUAUAUACCUUUUGUAGGCUGCUUACUUUACCUCAACAAAACUCAUUACUAUAGACCAAAUAGAAUGGCUAAAAGCUGCUUUACAGGACAUAUUCAGCUACUUUUGUUCUGGUUUCUGAUCUCUGUUGUAGUUUUUAUUAUUUCUUUGAUGAAACAGAUAUCAAAAGGACCAAAUAUGUAGAUACUGUGAUUUUGAGAUGGAGAGUUGAGCAAAUUCCUGUUCACCUCAACUGAUAUGAAGUGCUGAAAGACUAGAUGAGCCGAACUCUGGAGUAGUCUCAGGGUUCCCACUCGUCCUGAAAAAUCUUUUGUUGUCCUGGAAAAUUAUUUGGCUGGUAACUGGUUUUUAUUAGGUUUAUAGAUAACGUUUUCUUCUCAACUUGUUUUAAAUGGUUGAAUAAUAUUUAAUUGGUUAAACGGUUUAAGGUUUGUAUUUCAACUCUGGCUAGAAACAAUGGUUUCAAAUAUGUUGGGUAUUGUUGAAAAAGUUGGAUAAGAAUUAAUUGUAAUCCUGUGGUCAAAACUAUGAAUGGGCUGUAUGGCCCAGCUGUAUGUGCAUCAAACUCCGGCUCACAGCACUUUUUGUACCGUUACACUGCCUUUGGGCUCAGGAACACAGUGACUUAAGAAAGUUAAGGUUCAACAGAAUGCUGGGAUUUGUUAGUCUGCAAAAUUGUAGGCUAUUAUUGGUGUUGAGCCUAUUUAGUUAUUGGUGUUAAGGCAGCAGUGGUUGAAAUAUAAUUCAUAAGAAAAGCACUUGCCAAGUAGACAAACACAAAACGCUUUCUAAAAGAAACAAAAAAAGGGCAAUACUACAAAAAAUAAUGUUAAAACAAGACAAUAUCGCUUUGUCAUAAUUUCUACACAUGUAAUAGAUGAUUUCAUAGAUAAGUUACAGCCAUAGACUAGUCUUGGAAAUCAGACUUCCGCAGAGAGGAAAGUAUUAGUGUAUGACGUGAUCCCUGUCUGUCAUACCAGCUAGAACAUCACUGAAAAUGUCCAAAAGUCCUGGAACAUGAUCUCUAGAAAACAGUGGGAACCCCUGAAUAGAGCUACUAAAAUUAAUACAGAAAUUCAAGGAAUCCAGAUCUUGUAGAAGCAACAGCAUAAAUAGUACAGUGGUUGUCCUGUAGAGGUCAUGAAUUACUGUUUUAAACCAUGUACACUGGCUUUGUGUGUCACACUGCAGCCAGUGUUAAGCACACUGUUGUUAGUUUGAACAUACAUUGUUUUAUUCUGUUUAUGGUAUUUGUCAAUUGUUUGAUUUCAAUGACCAUGCAAGAGGUGUCGCUGUCCACUUUA